AUUCUAUCACACUCCACUGACAGAGAUCGGGUGGGGAAGGGGAAUCCGGACCCGCCCAGGCAUUCUUCCCCGCGUUUUCUCUCUCUAGCGGCUGCGUUUACCAGUCUCUUCCCAGCUUCUCUCCCGCUCUCUCUCUCUACCCUCAAAUUGACUGGAGCUCCAGUGGUCAGCUUUUUUCCCAUCGACACCUCCUCUACGCCGCCAAAUCCAAAGCACGAAAUACAGAAGGGGCUCUUAGAGAGAGGAGACAGAAGAGAGAAAAAGUACAGAGAAGGAAGAGAGGGAGGUGGAAGAAGCCGCCGUUGUGUCUUGAAAUCGCUCUGAUAAAACCCUACCCUCUCGACGCCUUGUUGGAGUGAGGCGAGCAAGUGAGGAGAUAGAAGUCGGAAGAGAGAGAAAUUGUAUGAGUUCUUGCGGUUAAAUUACAUGGAUCGAGCUUUCAAUGCAUCUGCUACCUCGAAUACUCGUUCAUAGCAAGCAAAGCAGAAGCAUGGACUCGAAGCAGAAGGGCAGGAAGCCGAAGCUCGAGCGUCGCAAUGCUGCGAAGAACAUCGACUAUGAUGCUUCGUCAUCUUCUUCUUCACUCGACGAAGCUUCUUCACUGCGCACGCGAUCUCUUGACUUGACCUCGCUUGGCGAUCGCAGGAGCUUCAGAGUUGAGGGAACUGAUGGAGACUUUGACCGAAUUUGCCAUAGUUUGGGGCUUUCUGCUGAGGAUUUUGCAAUUCCGCAAGCGGCAUGGGAAGCGAUGAGGAUCCGGUCGUCGUCUGAUGUCCUUCCGAGAUCUCGACUACACCAAUUAGAAAGUGCUGAGAGCCAGGAACGGGAGAUAGAAUCGCUGGAAAUGCAGGACCGGGUGGUGUUAUGUGAUUUGCCAGCUAGGGUUCAAGAUAGUGUUAGGGUAAAUGAUGCGUGUGAGACUCGGAACGACUCUCUUGAGUUGAAUGGAUAUUCGAGUAACGUUGGACCUGCUGGCUCUGGUGGUGGUGGAAUUAAGGGGGCUCGGCCACCGCUUCUUGCUCCUCCGCCAGUAAUGUUGCUUCCAGUUUGUGAUAAUGGAUGCUCGACUUGGGAUAUAUUGAGAUCUUUUGCUCCGGAGAGUGAUAGAGGAUCUUCUAUUACAGAGCCGGAUGCUUUUGGUUCAGAUGAUGAAGUUGGUAGGGUGACUGAUCAGAGAGAGGAGGCUGGGGGGAUGAGGCUUGGUGAGACUGCUAUUCUUUCAGAGUCAUGUUCUUUUACCACAUCAAAUGAUGACGACUGCUCCAGCACUACCACGGAGCCUAUGUCAAACAUUUCACCCAAUGGAAGAUUUUCACACAACAUAAAGGGUUGGCAAAAGGGUGGGCUUUUGGGGCGUGGUUCAUUUGGAUCCGUAUAUGAAGGAAUUACUGAUGAUGGAUUCUUUUUUGCCGUGAAGGAAGUUUCUUUGCUUGAUCAAGGAAGCCAGGGAAAGCAAAGUGUUUAUCAACUUGAGCAAGAAAUUUCUCUCUUAAGUCGAUUUGAACAUGAAAACAUAGUUCGAUAUCUUGGUACAGAUAAGGAUGAUUCAAACCUUUAUAUAUUUCUCGAGCUUGUAACUAAAGGUUCCCUCCAGGACGUAUAUCAAAGGUUUAAUCUUUGGGACUCCCUGGUCUCUGCAUACACAAGACAGAUCUUGCAUGGAUUGAAGUAUCUUCAUGAUCAAAAUGUUGUCCACAGGGAUAUCAAAUGUGCAAAUAUAUUGGUGGAUGCAAGUGGAUCUGUGAAGCUGGCCGAUUUUGGAUUAGCAAAGGCUACCAAACUGAAUGAUGUGAAAUCUUGCAAGGGAACUGCGUUUUGGAUGGCCCCUGAGGUCGUGAAUCGGAAGAACCAAGGCUAUGGGCUUGCUGCUGAUAUAUGGAGUCUUGGGUGCACGGUCUUGGAGAUGGCAACUAGUCAGAUUCCAUACUCUCAUUUGGAAAGUAUGCAGGCAUUAUUUAGGAUUGGAAAGGGCGUGCCUCCACCUGUUCCUGAUUAUCUCACCAGAGAUUGUCGGGAUUUCAUCCUUCAAUGUCUACAAGUUAAUCCUGAUCAUCGUCCCACUGCUGCUCAGCUGUUAGACCAUGCUUUUGUAAAGCGGUCACCCCUUGCUUCCUCAGAUUCAGCUUCUCCUCUCAAUAUUGGCAGGCGGGUUUGAAAGUUGUCAUUGACCUAAGAUUACUAGUGAUGGAAUUUUACCUGCGUGGUACAUGCUUGAAAUCUUGCGUUGCCCAGAAUUUUUGCAUUGAAUCAAGGACUCCGAAUUGUCUGCAGUUACCAAAUUAUGCGUGAAGUCGAAGCAUUCUUGGGAUGCCUACGAGAAUCUACCUCCAUAAUUGUUUGCAGCCAUUUACUUUUCUUUCUAUAUACCUGAAUUGUAUUCGUCCAAAAUACAAGCAUUGCCAGUACAUACCCCUGUGUGUAGAAUCCCAUCAGGGGCAUCCCCUGGUUGUGCCAGUCAAGAAACUUUCUGCUAGAGAGCCAGUGCUUGUUAUUUAUUGUUGACAAAUGUGGGUUUCAAUGUUGCAAUUUCGUUACCCCCGUGUUUUCUUUCUUUCUUUCUUUCUAUUUCUUUUGAAUGUGUAAUCGGAGUGCUUUUGGAUUAAUGAUUGUAAAUUGUAAUUCAGGCAAGAUCUGUAUAUAUUUAAAGAAAUGUUAAAGCCAUAUUUCAAGUGAA
Messenger RNA from Malania oleifera, 2674 nucleotides. Its product is annotated as mitogen-activated protein kinase kinase kinase 1-like. The record is from RefSeq and is a predicted model, not a curated record. Lineage: Eukaryota; Viridiplantae; Streptophyta; Magnoliopsida; Santalales; Ximeniaceae. Gene Ontology annotation, molecular function: ATP binding; protein kinase activity. The transcript has 10 exons. Bases 443 to 2155 code for a protein of 570 amino acids. Gene Ontology annotation, biological process: protein phosphorylation.